Molecule: messenger RNA, 1065 nt
Organism: Guyanagaster necrorhizus
Lineage: Eukaryota; Fungi; Basidiomycota; Agaricomycetes; Agaricales; Physalacriaceae
Product: terpenoid synthase
Exons: 3
Coding region: 1-1065 (354 amino acids)
Source: RefSeq, a predicted model, not a curated record
AUGGCCAGUUUCCAGCUUCCUGAUAUCCUGAGCUACAGUCGAUCCUUUAACUUACGUGCCAACAAGCACUGCCGGAGAAUAACUGACGCGUCGGAAGCGUGGAUUCGCACCCAAGAUCCUCCAAUACUAAAUGAGGCAGAGUGUGAAACGUUGACUGGCGUGAAAGCAGGCCUUCUGGCCUCACUAUGCUUCCCUACGUGCGACGGGCCUCAGCUUCGUCUUUUCACCGACCUCUGCACGCUGAUGGUCUAUUCGAACGCCCGGCUUUGGCGCCAACCUUUGCGGUCUUGUUGGUCAGGCGAUGGUACAGGGAACGGAGUCGACCUUUUCUCUGGUCACAGAAUAUUGGUGCACCUCGUCCCUCGUAUUCGGAAGAUAUACGAUGAGGCAUCUCAGAUGUGGAAGAACAGAUUCACGGAAUCCGUACGAACCUAUCGCUCUGCACAACUUAAGGUUAUGGAGAACCGACACCAUGUUCCUGGAAUUGCAGAGUACCUCGAUCUUUUGCCGGACCUGAACGGUAUCAAGAUAGUCCUCGACUUUAUAGAACCGGCUGAAGGGCUGGAUAUCGAAGGAAAGGUAUCGGAGGACGUUGGUCGUCUUCAGCAACAAGCGGUUAAUAUUAUUGCUUGGACAGUGGACAUUGUCGGGUACAACGUGGAUCAGUCCAUCAACAAGCAAUACAAUCUCGUUUCUCUUCUAAUGGCUCACAAGCGGUUGUCGGUGCAGGUCGCCUCUCAGCAAGCAGGGACAAUGGUGAAGGAUGCCAUCGACGGUUUCCUCGAGACGGAGCGUCGGAUCGUGUCAGCUUUGAGGCAGCCCCCGACAUCUUCAGCUCGGUUUGCCUGGAUAUGGAGUGCUUUGAUGGGCACGGUAGAGGAGAAAGUUGGCGAAAAACAGGAAUGUGACGACCUCAUGCUGUGGAUGCAGGGGCUUCGUGACUGCAUCGUAGGCCAUACGAACUGGGUCUACGAGACGGAUUUGUUCUUCGGGACAAAGGGAGAGGAAGUACGAGGAUUUGGAUGGGUUUUCAUGCUCCCCAAGGCAAAUGCAGACGGUGCUUAG